AGCCACUUCCGCCAGGGGAGAGGAUAGUCAUUUCUCAGGCACGGGGAGAGGAUCUGAGUGGGUGCAGUUUGGAGGAGUCUCAGCUGGACAAUGCUAUGGAUACAAUCUGGCAGUACCAGUUUCGGAUUAUCUUGCUGGGAGAUUCCACUGUGGGCAAAUCCUCCCUUCUCAAGCGUUUCACUGACGGCACUUUCAGUGAGCUGCAGGACCCCACGGUGGGGGUGGACUUUUACGCCCGGGUUUUGGAGGUAGAGCCGGGUUGUAGGAUCAAACUGCAGCUGUGGGACACCGCCGGCCAGGAACGCUUCAGAUCCAUUACCCGUUCCUACUAUAGGAAUUCUGUUGGGGGCCUGCUGAUGUUUGACGUGACCAAUCGGAAGUCAUUCGAGAGCAUCCAGGAAUGGCUGAGGGAGGUCAACAAUCACGUGUAUCCCAACAAGACCGUUUUCGUUCUGGUCGGGCACAAAAGUGACUUAACGGAUGACCGUAAGGUUUCCCGUGAAGAGGCUGAGAAGCUGGCAGAGGCACUGGAUCUGAAUUACAUUGAGACUUCAGCCAAAAAUAACACCAACGUUGACCAAGCCUUUGUAAAAUUGACAGAAUGUAUUUACGAUUCAAUGAAAGUAGGGGAGAUUGCACUGGAGGAUGGUUGGGAUGGAGUUAAACGAGGAUUUAAUCCACGGAUGUUAGAGUCACCAAAAGAGGAGAAGCAGAGUGAUUGUAAUUGCUAACUUGGCUUUUGGGUGUAAUUAAUGAGUCACUAUGUUAAAAGAUGCAAUUGCAACUUAUUAAUUCCCCCACCCAGUUAUAAGAUGUGGGAUUAACCGAGCAAGCAGUUUUAGAAAGCCAGCAAUCAUUAAUCACCAACUUGUUAAUAAAGGGUGGGUGGAGUGGAGGUGCAAAUUCCAGAAGCAGGAAUCAUUCUGUAGAGAAGGGAGUUUGCUGGUGCAUCCUUUUGAUAUCCAACAGUGUUUUGAAAGAAGCUGCAAACCUGGUUUUGGUGGUCGUAGGCUUGCUUGUUUCAGGUUUUAACGAUAGCAGCUUGGUUUUCUACUCUGAUAUACCCAGGAAGCUCAACAUUGAAUUUUUAGGAUAUCUGCUCUCUUUGCAUGUGGCCUAAUGUUGAUAUAUUUCCACGUUGGUAUGUUGUACAGGUGUGAAGAGGUAAGAGUUUUGCACAGCCUUUAAUCUGUGCUUUUGUAAUUGUAAGUGUUCCACUUUAGCCCAUGGAAGGGACAAUAAUGCAAUAAUUGAUUCAAUCUGUGUAACCUGUCCACUUGAUUCAUUAUUAAAAAACAUAAAACCCAUUAUAUUCAAUCAUAUUAAAGAGAUACCACAAUCUCUCUCCAAAUCGUGUUUCUGUUUAAGGGAAGGAUUAAGAUUAGGUUUUGCUGUUUGGUUGAAUUGCUUCUCUGGGUGGCCAUUGGGUGACUAGAGAGAUGCAGUUUCAAUGCACUUCCCUCCAUUGUCAAACAACCCAGAAUGAAUCCUAGAAUCCCUACAGUGUGGAAACGGGCCAUUUAACCCAACAAGUCCACACCAAUCCUCGGACGUGUAUCCCACCCAGACCCAUUCCCUAUUACUUCAUACUUCCUCUGACUAAUGUACCUAACCUACACAUCCAUGGACACUAUGGGUAAUUUAGCAUGGCCGCCUUUGGACUGUGGGAGGAAACCGGAGCACCCGGAGUAAAGCCAUGCAGUCGCUGGGAAAACAUGCAAAUGCCACACACUGUUGCCUGAGGCUGGAAUCGAACCUGGGGUCCCUGGCACUGUGAGGCAGCAGUGCUAACACUGAACCAUAGUGCCACCCUAAUGAAGAAUUGGAAGACUAACUCUAUAAAUUGCCCAUGGAGACAGAACUAUUUGUGGCACAGAAAGAGCCCAUUUAGCUUACUGAGUGUGUACAGGCUUUUUGUGGAGUGAUAAAAUUCAGCCCCCUCUCCUACCUGCUCCUUUAUAAGCCCUGCAAGUUACUGGGGGAGGGUACAGUACACUUACCAUACCCAUCAGCAGAGGGGAGCAAAUCGGCAAAAAACCAACAAUGGUUUAUUUUCAAUCAAGUAUAAUUUUGCUCCCACAUUGAAAAGAUGGAUUUUUAAAAAAGGCAUUUUUCAAAGGUAUUCCUUAAAUCAAAACACAAAGUUACAUCUUGCCAUAGCACUUUUGCAUUAUUGCUCAUUUCUUGUUUUAACAAUACAGCCACUCCCUGGAGCUGACUGUAAAGAAUUGAACUUCAUUUGGAAAGUCCAGAAUUUAAAACUAAAAACAUACAUUUAAGGGAGUGACUUUUAUUUAAGAGAUGUGUAAUUAAUAUAAUCCUUUGUUAGUCUUGGCAUUGCUGUUGGGCAAUUGUGUUGUAUGUCAAUAUUACAUCAGAGUCUC
Chiloscyllium plagiosum (whitespotted bambooshark) is the source of this 2384-nucleotide messenger RNA. Its product is annotated as ras-related protein Rab-39B-like. The record is from RefSeq and is a predicted model, not a curated record. Lineage: Eukaryota; Metazoa; Chordata; Chondrichthyes; Orectolobiformes; Hemiscylliidae. Gene Ontology annotation, molecular function: GTP binding; GTPase activity.